Effrenium voratum is the source of this 1535-nucleotide messenger RNA. The record is from the annotation of a GenBank genome assembly. Lineage: Eukaryota; Dinophyceae; Suessiales; Symbiodiniaceae.
AGGGGCUUUGGCUCAAGCGGCUCAAGCGGCUCGAGCGCCCGCUUGUAAUGAAGAUGCGCCUGGCGCUGGCCCGGCUUGCCCUGCUGCCCUUGGCGCUGGGCCUGUUGGUGCGGGAGAAGAGGAAUGAAUGCAAGAUCUUUGCGAUGUGGGACUACCAUCCCAACAAGGUGCCCUUCUUUAUCCAAAAAGACAUCGAAUCCUGGAUGAAGCAUUCCCAUGGUCGCUGUGGCAGCCCGGUGCUUCUCAAUGACACCAACAUCAAGGAGUACAUCCCUGAUCUCCCAGCGGAGUACUUUAGGCUGCCUGACCAUGGCGCUCGAUCUGAUGUGAUCCGGUAUGCUCUGAUCUACCAUCAUGGUGGCAUUUAUAUGGAUACUGACAUCCUGAUCGCCAAGGAUUUGACGGAAGUCUUGGACAAGGUCACUACUGGACAAUACGAUCUCCUCUCCUAUGCAGGGCGCAAGGACUGCCAGAAGUUCAGCUCCAACUUUUUGGCAGGCAGAAAGCACAGCAGCUUCAUGAAGGAAGUCUGGGAGGCACAGAAGAAGAAGCUGACCAACCACUGCGACUCUCACGGCAAGGAAACUCAGGCAUGUUGCCCUGAUGAUCCCAACCAGAGGUGCCAAGUGCACUGGGGUGGCCUGGGCGAGAUGGUGUCGCACCCGGUCUUCGAGGAGCUCAUACGCUCCAAGAAGAGCUUGAAGACCUACUGCUACGCUGAGCAGGAUGGCCAGUCCUUCGUGCCAGAAGGCCUCGGCACAGUGCUCUUCACCAAGCGCAAACUCAGCGAUGCCCUGCCCUACUUCAAGUCCAUCAAGACCAAGAACCCCGUGGACCGUCUGGCCUACCACCUCUUCAAUGCGCAGGGCUUCGAGAGGGAGUACGAUGGGAGCGCCAUUUUCGAUGCCUCCCUCUACGUGGGCGCUCUCUUUCGAAAGAGCUUGGGCAACAUCAGCUUGACUCACAUGCCUGCAGACGAUGGGCCUGCAACGUACUGUGGCUCCGAGGGCGAGAUGUGUCGCUGCGCGGGCCGGGUUUACUUUGGCCGCAAGUUCGACAAUGACAAGGAUGGGGAUCGCCUGACCUUGUCACAGAUGACGCUGGCACAACACAGGACCAUGAUGGCCAGCGGUCACAUUGCUUGCUCCAUCUCCGAUUUCGGAGGGGACCCUCAGAUCAACCGGCCGAAGCAGUGUUUGUGCCAGGCGAUGCAAGGCGUGCAGAUGAAGAGCCCUGCCAACGACGGGCCUGCCACUAUUUGCGCCAACGAAGGGGAAAUGUGCCACUGCCAUGGCAAGGCCUACUAUGGCCGGAAGUUUGAACAGAAGGAGACCGCUGCGCUGAGCCUGGCUGAGACUGUGCAGUCUGUGUACCGGAUGAAGACAGUGCAGGGCCAAAUCCGCUGCUCGCCGCAGGGUUUUGGAGGCGAUCCCUUGGUUGGGACCCCCAAGCACUGCCUUUGUCAGACGCCUCACUAGGCUCGAGGCGUUCGCCACUUCAAACCUUUGCGCGAAGUUUCUGUGCAAACUCGUGGC